AUGGCCGGCCCAUCUUCACCUCUCAUCACCCCCUCCUCACCCACGCUAUCCAUCCGCACUACCGCUGGCCGGCAAGUGGGGCAUCAUCGCCGUCACUCCAGCUCCAUCCUGGCGUCCAUCCUUCAAACCGCCACUGCGGUCUUCACUUCCCCAACGUCCCCCUCCACAGGCGUUUUCUUCGAUGAAGAAGCCAAGCUUGGCGAGUCGUCAAGCAGCGGUAUGGUGGAUAAGGAUAUCAAGCGGGUGGAGCUCAAGAUAGGGGGAAUGACUUGCGGCGCAUGUGUAGCAGCCAUCGAAUCCCAGCUCAUGCAGCCCGGUAUAGCCUCGGUCCAGAUAUCACUGCUCGCUGAGCGAGGAGUGGUGGAAUAUGACGCGGAUUGGCAGGACGCCAAGGGAGUCAAAUGGGAUGAGGCGCGGAUAGCGGAGGAGGUGGAGGACAUUGGAUUCGAGGCGACAGUGGUGGAAGUGAGCGAGAUCCAGGAUGUUGAGCUACGUGUAUACGGUCUCGCGGAUGAUGGCUUGGUGGAUUCCAUCAUAUCGACCAUUACCUCUCUCCCGGGCGUACAAGCCGCCACUCUACCUUUCCCCCAUACCCACCUCUCCUUGCGGCAUGCUCCAGCCCUCACCUCACUCCGGAGUAUCAUCGACGACCUCGCCCAGGCCUUCCCUCAGCUCUCCUUCCUUCCCACCUCAUCCGACAACUCGGACCAGCUCGCGUCGCUGCAGAAGCACCGAGAAACGGCACUCUGGCGCCGGAUGAUGAUCCUGUCGGCGUCCUUCGCUAUCCCAGUCUUCGUCAUCAGCAUGCUGGCGAUGUACAUGCCGAUGUGGCUGAUGGGCUGGACGAUGUGGCGGGUGUAUACGGGGAUCUAUUUGGGCGAUUUGGCGUGUCUGGCAUUGACUAUACCGGUGCAGUGUUUCUUGGCGAGACGGUUCUAUGCCAACGCGUGGAAGGCGGUCAAGCACAAGGCUGCGACAAUGGAUGUCCUCGUUGUCCUCGGAACGACCGCCGCCUUCACUUACUCGGUCCUCGGCAUGCUUUUCGCCAUGUUCUCGUCCGACGUCGACUUCCGCCCACAGACCUUCUUCGACACAUCUACAAUGCUCAUCACGUUCGUCUCGAUGGGCCGAUAUAUCGAGAAUCUCGCCAAAGGGAAGACCUCGGCGGCAUUGACCGAUCUUAUGUCCCUCACCCCCGGCUCGGCUACCAUUUUUGUCGAUCCCGUUGCCAAGGACGGCGCCCAGGACACAUCCACGGCUACUCGUAAGAUCCCAACGGAGCUCGUACAGGUCAAUGACAUCGUCUUGGUCGUUCCUGGAGAGCGGAUCCCAGCGGACGGAACUGUCCUGACCGGCUCUACCAGCGUGGACGAGUCGAUGGUGACCGGUGAGGCCCUGUCGGUACCCAAAGUCGUUGACUCGCAAGUCAUCGGCGGAACGGUGAACGGCCUCGGAACCAUUAACUUUCGCGUCACGCGUGCUGGCGCCGAUACCGCCCUUUCUCAAAUCGUCAAGCUGGUCGAGGACGCCCAGACCAGCAAGGCGCCUAUCCAGCAAUUUGCGGACCGCGUUGCGGGCGUCUUUGUCCCCGCCGUCAUCACCCUCUCGCUCGUUACAUUCUUCUCCUGGAUGAUCAUAUCACACCUCCUCUCGGACCUUCCGGAUGUUUUCCACUCUCCCGGCGUAUCGAAAUUCGGCGUCUGCUUAAAGCUGUGCAUCUCGGUCGUCGUCGUUGCGUGCCCGUGUGCACUGGGUCUCAGCACCCCUACGGCGGUAAUGGUCGGGACAGGCGUCGGCGCUCAGAAUGGGAUAUUGAUCAAGGGCGGGAAAGCGCUCGAGGCGUGUCGCGGGAUUAGGCGGGUGGUGCUGGACAAGACGGGAACGAUAACGGAGGGAAAGAUGAAGGUGGUCGCUGUGUCCUGGGCGGCAGUCGGGGAUCUGCCGCCUCGCGAGGAGGCGUUCGAGGUGGAUAACGUGUCCACUUUGUCCCGAUCAACGGCUGCGUCGCCGCUCCAGCGUCACACGGUACUCUCCCUCCUCGCCUUGGCAGAAUCCCGCUCGGAACACCCGCUCGCCAUCGCUGUCGCGUCAUAUGGCAAGGACACCCUCAUCCAGUCCCGCUUCACCGCUCCCACCGGGGAAGUCACGGACUUCGAGUCGGUCCCUGGCGAGGGCAUCGAGGCGGUUGUUCGCCUCUCCAACGCAAAAAUAGAAGAACGGGUCCGGAUCGGAAAACUUGACUACGUCUCUCGUUCGGACGAGAAAUCCUCCGAGGCAUUCGGUCCGGCCUUUCCCUCGGCCUCUCUGAAAGCUUUCGAGCUCUCGCAGAUGAAGGCGGGCCGAACGGUCGUCUACGCCUCGGUCGUACGGAACGGUACUGCCAUUCCUCUCCUCGCCCUGGCACUCGCGGACGCGCCCAAACCUUCGUCUGCCCAUGCCAUUGAAUCUCUUCUCCGGAUGGGUAUCCAAGUCUCCCUCCUCACUGGCGAUUCGGAGAUUACUGCUCGGGCCAUAGCGCAGCAAGUCGGUAUCGACGAGGACGAAGUCUACGCCGGUGUCUCCCCACGCGGAAAAGCCAAGAUCGUCCGGGACCUCAUGGCACGGGACGGCGAGCGUGGCGUCGCCAUGGUUGGCGAUGGUAUUAAUGACUCGCCCGCCCUCGUCGCUGCCUCGCUCGGUAUUGCCCUCUCAUCCGGCACGUCGGUCGCGAUCGAAGCGGCGGAUCUGGUGCUCAUGCGCUCGGACCUUCUGGACGUCGUCGCGGCGCUGGAUCUGGGGAGGACGAUAUACCGCCAGAUCAGGAUCAACUUGCUCUGGGCAUGUUGCUACAAUAUCCUCAUGAUACCGCUGGCGAUGGGUGUACUUCUGCCUUGGGGUAUACAUCUGCACCCCAUGAUGGCAGCGGCAGCGAUGGCGUUCUCGAGUGUCAGUGUAGUGGCUAGUAGUCUGACAUUGAAGUGGUGGCGCAGACCCAAAUCAUCCAUCAUGCCAGGCGACCCCUUCACACCCGGCGGCCUAUCAGCCGGUAUCCCCUCCCUCUUCUCUUCUGCUCGCGACGCAGCUCAUACUACCUUCCGCUCAUUCGCAGGCGUCGGCGAGGCUAUCCAGCGGCGGUCUAGCACUAUGCCACUCUUACGGAGGUUGAGUCUACGGAGGAGAUCGCAGGCGGCAGCGGGGGCAGGGGCGGGCGAGUAUGAGGCUAUACCGAUGGAUAGGAGCCGGACGCCCAUGUUGCCGAUAUAG
This is a messenger RNA of Dioszegia hungarica, 3243 nucleotides long. RefSeq lists its product as uncharacterized. Gene Ontology annotation, cellular component: membrane. Lineage: Eukaryota; Fungi; Basidiomycota; Tremellomycetes; Tremellales; Bulleribasidiaceae. The transcript has 5 exons. Gene Ontology annotation, molecular function: copper ion binding; ATP binding; P-type divalent copper transporter activity. The record is from RefSeq and is a predicted model, not a curated record. Gene Ontology annotation, biological process: copper ion homeostasis; monoatomic cation transport. The coding region runs from base 1 to 3243 and encodes 1080 amino acids.